Molecule: messenger RNA, 6321 nt
Organism: Peromyscus californicus insignis
Lineage: Eukaryota; Metazoa; Chordata; Mammalia; Rodentia; Cricetidae
Gene: Dand5
Product: DAN domain BMP antagonist family member 5
Exons: 2
Coding region: 5070-5624 (184 amino acids)
Biological process (GO): signal transduction involved in regulation of gene expression; determination of heart left/right asymmetry
Molecular function (GO): morphogen activity
Source: RefSeq, a predicted model, not a curated record
UGAGACAGAGUUUCUCUGUGUGUAGCCUGACUGUCUUGGAAUUUACUCUGUAGACCAUGCUGGCCUUGAACUCACCUGCCUCUGCCUCUGAGUGCUGGGAUUAAAAGUGUGCGCCAGUACUCGGCUUACAUUGUUAUUUUUUAGACUUACUUAUUUUAUGUGUAUGAGUGCUUUGCCUGCAUGUAUUUAUGUAUAUGUAUGUGCAUAGUGUGUGUGCCUGGUGCCUGAAAAGGCCAGAAGAGGGCAUAGAAUUCCCUUGCACUGGAGUUAGGGAUGGUUUGAAGCCACCAUGUGUAUGCAGGGAACUGAACCCUGGUUCUCUGCAAGACCAACAAAUGCUCUUAACUUUUGAGUCAUCUGUCUAGCCCCCUCUGCAUUAUUAUUACUAUUAUUUUUUAUUAUUAUUAUUUUGAGACAGGAUCGCUCUAUGUAGCUCUGGCUGUCAUGGAACUUGAUAUGUAGACCAGGCAGCCUGCCUCUGCCUCCUGAGUGCACCACCACCCCUGGCUUCCUCUGACUUAUUUUUGAGGUUGGGUCUCUCACUGAACCUAGAGCUCCCAAAUCGUCUAAAUUGACUGACAUGCAGCUCCAGACUUGUGACUGAAACACUUUACCUACUGAGCCAUCUCCCCAGCACUGCGUGUGUGUGUGUGUGUGUGUGUGUGUGUGUGUGUGUGCGUGUGCGUGUGCGUGUGCGUGUGCGUGUGCGUGUGUGUGUGUGUGUGUGUGUGUGUGUAUUAAGACACAGUCUGGAGAACUGGAGCCCAUGCUAGACUCAUACUUGAAAUCUUCCUGCCUCAGCCACUAGAGUGUUUCGAUUACAGACCUGUACCACAGUAUCUAGCAAAAUUACUUGAGAUUUUCCUUCUCUCUCUCUCUCUCUCUCUCUCUCUCUCUCUCUCCUCCCCUCCCUCCCUUCCUCCUUUUCUUCCUUCCUCCCUUUCUUUCGACAGAAUCUCACUAUAUAGCUCUAGAUGGCCUGGAACUUGAUAUAUAGACCAGGCUGGCCUCAAACUCAAAGAGAUUGACCAGGCUUUGCCUCCUGAGUGCCAGAACUAAAGGUGUCUGCAACCAUGCCCAGCAAAUAUAUGUUUGUUUGUUUGUUUUUUUUUCCAAGACAGGAUUUCUCUGUGUAGUUUUGGUGCCUGUCCUGGAUCUCGCCCUGUAGACCAGGCUGGCCUCGAACUUACAGAGAUCCGCCUGGCUCUGCUUCCCGAGUGCUGGGAUUAAAGGCGUGCGCCACCACUGCCCAGCUCAAAUACAUGAUUUUUAAAUGAAAAAGAAAAGAAAAAGCUCCUGUGAACCCCCCUUUCCAUAGUAGUAUAGCAGAAAAUAAACUUAGAAUAGAUGAAACUCAGCUCAUUGAUUUCUUGAAUAGUAAUCCUUCCAGUGAUUCCCAGUGAGGGAGACACACAAGACAAAAAUAAACAAAGAUGUCCUGCAGAGACAGCUCAUUGCUUAAGAAUGUGGUGUGUUUCCAGAGCUCAGUCUCCAGCAACCAUGUAAAGUCUCCUGACACAUAACUCCAGCUCCAGGGGUCCAGUGACCUUCUCUGGCCUUCUGGCCUUUGAGGGUGCCUGCAUACAUGUGGCAGGCAUGUGCUAAUAAAUAAAAAUAAAUCUUCAAAGGUUGUUUUAACCUCGAUCUUUUGUUGUUGUUGGAGGCCUGUGCUUGAGUAGUGGGCAUAUUUAAGGCUACAACUGUUUUGUUUAUGUGAAUGAAUGUCUCAUACCGCAGAACACUGAAAGCUUCAGAUUCAUGUCUAGAAACAUGCUUUUUUUUUAAAACUCAAAUAUAGGAGCCAUGUCGAUGAUUCAAAAGUGAUAGCAUGUUGGUAAUUACAGCAUUUUGGUUUAACCCGCUGUAAAACAUGUGAGUGUACACUUUCUAAGCAGAACUGUGACCAUUUUGAAAUAUAAGAGCAAUGCUUUGAGAGCUUGAUCUUUGACCCCAGCCAAUGCAGAAAAGACACAGUUACCACCUGAGCGAGAAUAAAAACUAAGUGCACUUCCUAUCUCUCUGUUUGCUCUUCUGAAUGCACCCUCUUGGAAGAGAGUAAGUUUUGCCUUGUCCCAGACACUUCCAAAAAAGAAAAAAAAAAAAAAAGGAGUUUGAUCUUGGGCCCACUGUGGUGGUACACACCUUAAAUCUCAGCCCUAAGGGAGUCAGAAGUCUUGAGGCAAACCUGGUCUACAUAUCAAGUUCCAUGCCAGCCAGGGAUUCAAAGUGAGACCAUGUCAAAAUGAAUAAAUCCGUUAAAAUCAAAAUGGGAAAAAUAUGUACAAAUGAAAGCCUCCCCCCUCCCCUUUAGACAGGGUCUCACUAUGUAGCUCUGGCUGUCCUGGAACUCACUUCGUAGACUAAGCUCACCUCGAACUCACAGAGACCCACCUGACUCUGCCUCCCAAGUGCUAGAAUUAAAGGGAACACCACCACCAUCUUAAAAACUAUUACAUUUAUUUCUUGUGUGUCCACAACCCACAGUGCAGAUGUGGCAAUCAGGAGAGAAUUUGGGGGACUCCGCUAUCUCUUCUCACCAUGUGUGUAUUGGGUAUUGAACUUGGGUCAUCAGGCUUAGUGGCAAGUGUUUUGACCCUCUGGGCCAUCUCAGGGGCCUUCCCUAGGGUGACAAUGUGUCUGGGAUGGUUUUGCAAUUUGUCUUCACUUAGCUGAAUGCUUGUAAUAGUUCACGUAAAAAUCAAGGGGCAGGGCCAGCAACAUGGCUCAGCAGAGCCCGACAGCUGGAGUGUGAUCCCCAGAAUCCACACGGUGGAAGGAGAGAAUGGACUCCCGCAAGCUGUCCUCGGAUGCUCUGUAGCUCUGGUUCCAGGGGAGAUAGUGACUCUGCCCCUUAGGGCACCAGGCAUGUACACAGUGCACAAACCUAAACAAAGGCAGAACAUUCACACACAUUAAAGUAACAUUUUUAAAAAUUGAAAAAUUCAUUAGGUAUGUGUCUGUGUGUGCAUGUGUGUGUAUGUGGGUGUGCAUGCCACACACAUCUGUAAGAGAACAAUUUUGUGGGGUCAGUGCAUUACUUCCAGGGGUGUAACUCAGGUUGCCAGGCUCGAAUGGCAAGCACACCUACCCACUGAGACAUCUUGACCUGGGAAUUGUACUUAAAAGCAAGGAUUCUUGAGGGUUUGAGUAUAGGUGAGUGGUAGAACAUUUGCUUAAAAUGUUCUACAUCUAGAAUGUGUACAUCUAUGUGUGGUUAUGUGCAUGAGUGCGGUGCCCCUGGAGGCUCAAAGGGUGUGGGAUCCCAUGGAGCUGUAGUUACUUGGUGCUGGGAACUGAACUGAAGUCCUCUGCAAGAGUUCUUAACUGCUCAGGCUUCUCUCUAGGACUCCCAGUCUUACUCUAGUCCUCUACUGUGCGGCGUGGCUUUCUGGUGCCUUGUGGAUUCCAAAGUGCUAGGUCAGUGGUUCUCAACCUUCCUAACGCUUCGACCCUUUAAUACAGUUCCUCAUGUUGUGGUGACCCCCCUAGAGUUACUUUGUUGCUACUUCAUAACUGUAAAUUUUGCCACUCUUUGAAUCGUAAUGUAAAUAUCUGAUAUGCAGGAUAUCUGAUAUGUGACCUCCCCUCCAAAGGGGUCUUGAUCCACAGUUUGAGAAUAGCUGCCCUAGGUGCUCAAGCCUCUUAAAAAGUGGCAUAGUAAGGUCCAGAGUGAAAGUGCAAGCUUUUAAUCCCAGCAUGCAGAAGGCAGAAGUGAGAAGUGGGACGGAGACGGCAGAGAGAGGGUCAAGGCCGCCCGACAUUUGGCGCUUCAGUCUCUGGCAGGAUGGAACUGGCCUUGGCUGGAGGACAGCAGAAAGGAUGGGUUGGGGUAAGAGUCCGCGUGGAGGCGGGUGUCGGGGCACGGCGACCACGCAGUCCCGGGGGCUGCCGCCAGAUGGCGAGCGGGCCGCGGGAAAGACCCAGGCCGCAGCUUCUCACGCUCCUGCGGCCUGGCCUUGCCCCUCCUCACCUGGGUGUGAGAUGCAUGCCUUUGAGGUGCUAGGGCUGGACCCCCCAGGCGCCUCGAGGCCCCCAGAGCCUGGGGCACAAUCUCACAUCCUUUGUGUACUUCCCACCACUCUGUUCCCAUGCCUGCAUCAGCAUCUCAGCUCUCUGUAAAAGUGUCACCUUCUCCAGGGGUCUUCCCUGACUGCCCUGGGAUCAGAAACCCAUACCCUGACCCCUGUAAAGCUCGUUCCAUUCAUUUUUUUUCCUUUGAAACAGAAUCACUCUUUAGCCCAGGCUGCCCUUAAACUUCUGAUCCCCCUGCCUCAGCCUCUCAUGUGCUGGGAUGACAGAUAGGAAAGUUGUGGCCCAUUCCUCUAAUCUCUGCACUCAAGAGAAUGAGGUGGAAGAAGCCCAAGGUUAUAGCCAGUCUGGGCUGGGAAGUCCUGUCUCAACCCUCUCACCCCGAAAGACAGUAAUAGCAGUCAUGUUAACUCAUUGUUUGGGCGCAGGGGUGUCGCAGAGAGAGCUCCCAGCUUAUCAUUCCUAAGGGUUCCCGCCUCAGAACAGGAAGAAAAAAACAUAAUGGGCUUAUGCGACCAGUGUGUAUCAACACCUGGUCUUUCAGGUCUUUCUGAGUCCUCUCUCCAGUCUCUGAGGGAGAGAUGUUACCAGCAUCAUACUCCAGAAGAGGGAGCUGAAGCCCGGAGUGGUUAAUGACCUUCCAUGAGGGUGCACAGCCAAGAAACUGCAGGGCAGAGCAUAGAACCUCAAAGUCACUGAAGGGUGUGAUGUCACUAAGUGGAUAAAUGGGGGUCUCAGGAUUCAAAAGACUCCUAAGCCUCUGUCCCCUAGACCUGCCUUCCUUGAUUCUCAUGGUCCCCAUGGAGCAGGCUCAGCCCCCACUGGGACUCGCAGCAGGCUGGGAGGAGCUGUGGGAUUGGACAGGUCAGCUUGCCUUCCUUCCCUGCUGGGAGCUCCCAGAACCACCUCUGGGCUGCCGGGAGGAGACAGUGGUGAAAAGCAGACCUCUGAGAACCCAGACUCACACUCUGGACAGCAGGGUCCAUUGCCCAGGACCCUGAGCCCACUCCAAGACUGACUGACAACCGCACAGCUAAGUGAUGCUCCGUGGCCAGUUAAUCACGCUGCUGGGUCUGUUCAGUGGGGCGUGGCUACCCACAGGCUCAGGGAGGCCUAGGGUUCCAUCUACCCCUACUCAGGCCUGGGCUGCUGCCAAUCAGAGCUGGACUCUGGAUCCUCUGGUACCAGCCUCUGCCCUGGGUAGCUGGAAGGCCUUCUUGAGCCUACAAGACAAACAGCAAGGAGCAGGUGGGCUGCAGGGAGGGCAGAGAGAGGCUGCUGGUGUGUCUUUGCCCUUGGUCCCCCAGGAAGUGCUCCAGGAGACAUGUAAAGCUGUGGCCUUUAUUCAGGUGCUCUCCAGGCCUGGUUGCACAGCCGCCAGGGUCCUUAAUCAUCUGUGUUUCGGACAUUGUUCCUCCUUCUACAUUCCCAGCUCGGAUCCCACCCCGGUCGUCCUCUGCAACAGCUGUGUGCCAGCUCAAAAGCGCUGGACAUCGGUGGUGCUGUGGUGUGGGGCUGGCCACGCAGCCUCCCCUCGGCGAGUGAGGAUGACUGUCACCCUAGUGCAGAAGUGCCAGUGUGGUCCGAAGCUGUGAGCUGAGUGUCGUGGAGGAUCGGAAAGAAACAGGAGAUGCUGUAGAAAGACGUGACCUGAAUUAUGUACAUCAGGUCAAGAGAGCAGGGUUAGAAGGACAGACGGACAGGUCCACAAGGUCCUCAUCUUGCUCCUGGAACAUGAGACACGGUUCCCCAGUCAUGGGUUUAGACCACUAAUAGUCAUAGCAUAUGGGGCUGGGGUGUAACUCAGCGGGAAAGGGCUUGCCUACCAUGUAUGAAGCCCUGGGUUCCAUUCUUAGCACGGGGAUAUGUGGAGGGAAAAAGUGAAAAUUAGCUGUAGUGUGUGAUUCACAGGGCACUGUGAGGGAGGGACUAUUCCUUCCACAAGCACUAACUCACAUAUCCUCAAGAGUCAAUCCUCAGCAGUCCUGCAGGGUAGGACUUCACCACAGGUCAUUGUGCAGAUGAGGAAACCAAAGCAGCCCUUGAGGCACUGUCACUGUUUUGGGGGUGGGGGUCGAGACACAGGCCGUGCACACGCGCAACACAGCUCCCCGUUGAGCCCCUCCCCCAGCCUGGGGUUCCGCUGCUGACCACGAGGUGGCACUGCGUCUCUCUGUCCGAGCCAGACACUCCUAACUCCUAGGAUGACAGCAUCACCCAAACACGGACACUCAGCAAAGAUGACCCCGUUCUAGGGACACCAGAAAAACAGCAGCAGCAGCAGCAGCAGCA